CCACCCAUCGACGGUGGCCCCUUAGCAUGGCGCCUCCUCCUCGCCGCCUUCAUCUUCGAAGCCCUCCUCUGGGGCUUCCCCCUCUCCUUCGGCGUCUUCCAAGCCCACUACACGCGCCUCCCGGCUUUCGCCUCAAACCCCUACCUCCCCCUAAUCGGCACCAGCGCCUCGGGCAUCUCGUACCUAGGCGCGCCCCUCGCCACACCUCUAAUCCGGCGCUACUCGGCCUACCGCACGCACAUGAUCCUCGUGGGGUGGCCGCUGUGCAUCGCGGGUCUGGUGGCGGGUAGCUUUGCCGACCGGCUUGGUACGCUGGUACUUACCCAGGGGGUUAUGUAUGGCGUGGGGUUUGUGGUGUUUUACUACCCUAUUCUGUCGAUGGUGGAUGAGUUCUGGGUGCAGCGGCGGGGGAUGGCGUACGGGGUGUUGUGCGGUGCGAGUGGGGUUUCGGGAGCGGUGACGCCGUUCGUGCUACAAGUCCUGCUUGGGCGGUUUGGAUACAAGGGCACGUUGCGGGGUGUUGCAGGCGCGCUUGUUGUGUUAACAGGCCCGUUGAUACCGCUGCUGCGGGGACGCAAGGGGCAUAUAGAACAAAGCCAGGGGACAGAUUGGGCGUUUCUAUCCAGCCGCCUGUUCUGGACGUAUAGUGUGAGUAACGUGUUAAUGGGGAUAGGGUUUUUCUUCCCAUCGCUGUAUCUACCAUCAUAUGCGGCGGCGCUUGGACUGAGCGGGACUAAAGGCGCGCUGCUACUUGCGCUGAUGAGCGUUGCGCAGGUUGCGGGGCAGUUCACGUUUGGGUAUUUGUCGGAUGGGACGAGGGUGUCACUCAAUGCGCUGAUUGCCGUGUCGUUGGUUGUUGCGGGUACGGCGACGUUGAGUACGUGGGGGCUUGCGCAGUCGUUGGCGCCGCUUGUGUUUUUUGUGCUGCUUUAUGGGUUUUUUGGCGCGGGGUAUACGGCGAUGUGGGCGAGGAUGGUGAGUGCGGUUAGUGGGGAGGCGGCGGCGGCGCAGGCGAUGUUUGGGCUGUUUUGCUUUGGGAAGGGGGUGGGGAAUGUUUUGGCGGGGCCGAUUGGGGCGGGGUUGUUGGCUAGGUCGGGUGGUGCUGGUGCUGGUGGUGGUGAGUAUGGGCAUGGGAUGUAUAUGCCUGUUGUGGUUUUUACGGGGGUUUGUCUGCUUGCUAGUGCUGGGAGUUUGGGUACGGUGUAUCUGAGGCCGAAGAGUUAG
Messenger RNA from Dothidotthia symphoricarpi CBS 119687, 1224 nucleotides. RefSeq names its product MFS general substrate transporter. The record is from RefSeq and is a predicted model, not a curated record. Gene Ontology annotation, biological process: transmembrane transport. Gene Ontology annotation, molecular function: transmembrane transporter activity. NCBI's taxonomy places the organism in Eukaryota, Fungi, Ascomycota, Dothideomycetes, Pleosporales, Dothidotthiaceae. The transcript has a single exon. Gene Ontology annotation, cellular component: fungal-type vacuole membrane. The annotation marks the transcript as partial.